AUGGAUCGAGAUUGUCUGAUAGGGUUUCGUUUUAGGCCAACAGAGGAAGAAAUAAUCACCCUCCUCUGGUUAAAGGCUUCAAACCAGCAAAAACAUACAACGGAUGUUGUCCCGGAGAAGAUACUUGACGGUGCUGAUGCUUCUCCCUGGAAGCUUUUUGGAGCUGAUGAUCUUCGUUGGCAAUUAUGUGAUGACAGUGGAAAGAAGCGUACGAAAAGAAUGGCAUAUGUGUUUACUAAGCUGUCCAAGAUGAGUGCCAAUAGGACUGCAAAAACCGCUGGUUGCAGGACAUGGGAGGGACAAGCUAAGGCACAAGACAUUCCCAACUCUAGAGGAGAGAUAAUUGGUUUGAGGAAAAUGUUGAGCUAUGUAUUGAAUUCUGGUUCGCCUCAAGGUGGUGGAUAG
Coffea arabica (coffee) is the source of this 405-nucleotide messenger RNA. The record is from RefSeq and is a predicted model, not a curated record. NCBI's taxonomy places the organism in Eukaryota, Viridiplantae, Streptophyta, Magnoliopsida, Gentianales, Rubiaceae.